Messenger RNA from Hemibagrus wyckioides, 3871 nucleotides. It is a transcript of the gene meltf, whose product is annotated as melanotransferrin. Gene Ontology annotation, biological process: iron ion transport. The record is from RefSeq and is a predicted model, not a curated record. The transcript is spliced from 16 exons. NCBI's taxonomy places the organism in Eukaryota, Metazoa, Chordata, Actinopteri, Siluriformes, Bagridae. The coding region runs from base 251 to 2425 and encodes 724 amino acids. Gene Ontology annotation, cellular component: plasma membrane; extracellular region; recycling endosome.
UGUAUUCUCGUUUGCGCGCGUGCCUCUCCCUUGUACGUGUAACUUGAGGUGUAGACCCAAUUUGACAAUCCUAUUUCAUUGACAAUCAUGUGCAUUUGAUAAAAAAAGAUUAGACACUGAGAUUAUUGGACAAAAAAAAGGAAAUAAAACCCGACUUGGACUUUGGUCUCGGUUUGGACUUUGUCCUUCAGGAGGCUUUAGAAAGCAGGCAGUGUUGUAAAGGCAGCAGUUUAGUGCGCAGUUGGGAGACAUGGGCGUGUGGACUGCACUGAGCGCGCUGCUCUUCAUCACACACAGCGUGUGUAGCCAAACCAGCAUAAGAUGGUGCACAAUUUCACAACAGGAGCUGGGCAAGUGCAAUGCCAUGGAAACAGCGUUCAGCAGCGUCGCUAUCCGGCCUACACUGCGCUGCGUGGCCGCAACCUCUGUCACAGAUUGUGCGCAAAAACUCAUGGCAAAUGAAGUUGAUGCAUUUUCUACCAGUGCCAAAGACAUCUAUGAGAUUGCAAAGACGGCCACAUUCAAAAUUGCUGCAGCAGAGUCCAGUUCUGAUGGUGAAGGAACGGUGUAUUAUGCAGUUGCUGUGGUGAAAAAGACAAAUCCACACAUUAAUAUCAACAACUUAAAGGGGAAGAAGUCAUGCCACACUGGGAUGGGGCGUACAGCUGGGUGGAACAUGCCUAUUGGCUUUCUGAUUGACAGUGGAAGGAUGUCUGUUAUGGCCUGUAACGUGACUCAAGGGGUUGCAGAAUUCUUUAACGCUAGCUGCAUUCCUGGAGCGACAGGCCUGGCCCCGUCUCUGUGCCAGCUUUGUGCUGGAGAUGUAUCUGGAGGGAAUAAGUGUGAGCCAAACAACAAUGAGAAAUACUACUCAUAUAAUGGAGCUUUCAGGUGCCUUGUUGAGAAUGCAGGAGACGUAGCUUUUGUUAAGCACACCACAGUUGGUGACAACACUGAUGGCAAAGGGGACACAUGGACACAGGGUCUCAAGUCUACUGAUUUCGACCUGCUCUGCCCAGAUGGAAGUCGGAGCCCUGUCUCAGAGUACAGACGAUGCCACCUGGCCCGAGUGCCAUCCAGAGGCAUUGUGGCCCACAGCGACACUGACAGCGCUGUCAUAUACAACAUGCUUAGAGAGGGACUACAAAAGUCUGGCUUUUCCAUUUUCUCUUCAGUGGCCUUUCAUGGUGAAAACCUGUUGUUCAGUGACAGCUCUACAAAGUUUAUCCCUGCUGGAAGCGAUGAAUACAUCCACUGGAUAGGAGAAAAAUACAAUAACAUAUUGAAAGCUAUGGACUGCUCUAGUAGUGAUGUUCCUGAGACACUGACCUGGUGUGUGCUGUCUGAUGGAGAGCAGCGGAAAUGCGAAGACAUGGCUCUAGCCUUCAAAAAUAAAGGACUCAUACCAAACAUCCAAUGUUUAUAUGGAACAUCUAACGAGGACUGCAUGGAGAAAAUACAGUACAAAAAGGCAGAUGCCAUCACUCUUGAUGGAGGCUAUAUCUACACAGCAGGGAAAACAUACGGCCUGGUGCCUGCUGUAGGAGAAAGCUACACAGGUGACACUGAUGGCAGCAGCUACUACGCUGUGGCUGUAUUAAAGAGAAGCAACAAUGACAUACGGACAGUCAGUGAUCUGAGGGGACGAACAUCUUGUCACACAGGCUAUGGCAGGACUGCUGGCUGGAACAUUCCACUAGGCCUGCUCAUUGAGAAAGGUCUUAUCAGACCACAGAAAUGCCAAGCUGCUCAAGCUGCUGGAGAGUUCUUCAAAGCAAGCUGUGUACCUGGUGCCAAUGAGCCUGGAUUCCCCAGCAACCUUUGCGCACAGUGCAUCGGAGAUGCCAGAGGCCAGAACAAAUGUGUUAAAGGCCAGGAUCUGUAUGAUGGUUACAAUGGAGCUUUCAGGUGUCUGGUUCAGGGAGGAGGCGAGGUUGCAUUUGUGAAGCAUUCCACAGUUUUCCAGAAUACUGAUGGUAAUGGUACAGAUCCUUGGACCCUCAACUUGAACUCGAAAGAUUUCCAGCUGCUGUGCUCUCAAGAUUCUCGAGCUGAUGUCCUUCAGUAUAAACAGUGUAACCUUGCCCGUGUCCCGUCCCAUGCUGUGAUGGUCCAUCCUGACACCAACCCUCACAUCAUCUUUGGCCUUUUGGACAAAGCUCAGCAAUUCUAUGGGGUCAACACUAACUCAGACUUCAAGAUGUUUGACUCCAGUCGAUAUGACGGUUCGGACCUGAUCUUCAAAGACUCCACAGUAAGCGUAAUUGGUGUUGGCGAAAAAAAGAAUUAUGAGGAUUGGCUUGGCAAGAGCUACGUAGAAGCCCUCUUAGCCAUGGAGUGCACUUACUCGUCAGCAGUGGUAUCUUCGGCCUCUGUACUACUGGUGACCAGCUUGGCUGUGAUCAUCUCUCUUUUGGGUGUGUAGCAGGUCCACCAGCUCCCCAAGGCUUCCUCAUCUAUUUCUUAUCUAUUUUAUUCCGAUCGUUCAUAUCAUAUUUGUAUAUAUAUAUAUAUAUAUAUAUAUAUAUAUAUAAUAUCUAUGCAGGUCUACAGUAGCAAAGCUACUGUAAAAUAUGUCCACCGAUAUCUUAAUAAUACAAUGAGCAUACACAUGGGUAUAGUUUUUAAUGGUUAUUUAUCAAAGCCGAAUCAUCCGGAUCAACAUUGCUUUUGAUGUAUAAUUUCUUGAUACAUUUAUAUGUAUACAAUAUACAGUAUCUGUCCUAAAUGACAUGUUAGAUUAGCACACCCUCAACAUUUUCUGCACUCUGUUAUCCCUACUGCGACAUUUCUCUGUUUAAUCUCUUUCCAGACUAGUUAACAUUUUUCUCCUGGUAGACUUGUGAUUGGACAUUAGCUUAGAACUUCUGAGCUAUCACUGCCUGCUUGGUUUAGUUGAUGAUUACAACGAGGAAUGUCUGUGCUAGUGCAAAGAAUUUAUUCAGUGUGAUUUGUAAAGUAAAAGCUAAAGUAACAUAGAUUGAUUUUAUGAUACUUGGUUCCCCAAAUUUGUCUUGACAGCACUGAUUUCCAUUUUUACUGUAUUUGCUGAAUAUUUAUCAGUGUAUACACACGCGCGCACAUUUUUUAGUGGUCAGUUACCAGAAGGCAACAGCCAUAUCAGUGUUGCCUGUUACGUAUUUAUUGACUUCAGUGUUCUAUGAAUGUCUCUUUUUUAAUUAUGUACUCGAAGGCACACGUUCUAGCUGGAGUCUUUAGUCUCUUCUGUGUCGCUGAGUAUUCACUGGUGUAUUACUUAUGAGGAGAAAAAGACUAAAUUUAUUCAUUUAUUUUUACCCUGUAUUUCUCCCAUGUAUCAAGAUUACAUUUCCUUUUGCCUUUUGAGAAUCUAUACUCAGGAUCUUUUAUUCAAAAGCAACUACAUGUCAACUCCACCAAAUAAAGCAACAUGUAUUAUUGUUGGAGGUUCUGCUGCAGGAUUGUGUUAUUGCUUUAUCAUUUAAUUUUUUAUGCUUAAUGAGAUUAACUCCCACUUUUCUGAAUUUCUCACCUUUUCUACCUUUGUGUUUUUCUCAUAGUGCACUUAGUAUUUGACAAAUUACUCCAGAUUACUGUUCAAAAUUGAAUAUUGUUAAAAUUGAGUUAUUGAAUAUGCAUUGUAGACCUGCACUUUUUAUUUCACUGAUGCAAUAAUUUUCACAGAGAAACGUAUUUUUAUAAAAUGUUCACCAUAACAGUGUAUAUGUACUGACACACUGAUUUCUUGCUUCACUGUAUUGCAAUUUCUUCAAUGAAAUGAUCAAGAUGUAACUAAUAUUUAGUUGCCAGGCCAGUGAGUCUGCUAAAGUAUUAUUACAUGCUGCCCACAUAGGGUUCUUUGUUGUUCUUUUCAAUAAACACGCAUAGUAAA